ACAGUGUAUAGUGUGUUUCGGAAUUUCGGAGGUCAACAUGGAAAAAUAAGGUUAUAAUACAAUACUAGAUAGCGUCUUGUCGCAGUGAUCGGAUGUCGUCAUGGGAAGCAAAGUGAGUAGCAAGAUGGCAGCGGCCAGUCGGGUCGUGCAGGUUGUGCGACCUCGUGCACCUUUAAUUAAAUUUCCAGAUCGGAAUGGCAUCCCUAGGCCAAAUGUGCAAGAGGCACUGAAUGUGCUUGCAGCCUGUCUCCCACAGAUCUCCCCAUCUGCACCUCCUCUUACAACAUCCGUAUCACCUCCACCCAAACCACCGGGACCCGUCAGCCGACUGCCUGGCACCCCUGACAGCCUUGAUGUAGUUAGAGAUCUCCCUCAGAAAUACCGCAGAACAACCCUUGCGUUAGAUGAAAUGGACUACAUUCAGCGUGGUGGACCAGAGUGACUGUGGUCUAGUCUGUCCAGUUCAUUCAAUCAGACUCUAUUUGCAGAAAUGGGUUGCCUGACCUUUUUUUUUCUCAGUGUAAGAGGAGUUUAUAAUGUCAUAUAGCAAACCAAACCAACCAAAUAAAUUAGUUUUAAUUGUACAUACAGAUUAUUAUUUGAUAGUUAAGCCUGUGAUUGGUUGUUUCAUUAUUCAGGUGCUCUGUACUUAACAUUAAAAUGCAGAACUCUUUGCCUUCUUAUUCUUCAGUCUGUCUUGUCAUUUACUCUGUGAUGUACUGGCCAGCCCCUCUUCUGACCAUCAUGAACAGAGUUUAUGAAUUUCCUCUUCCAUUUCAUUAUGUGUUCUGGAGUCAGAGAAAAGCACUGAUCCGAGUGCCAGCAUAUUCUACAGGUCUGAACAAAAUGGAUCACUAGGAGUAUUGUGGAUUUGAAUGAUUCAAAUAUUUACUCAUUGUUGAAA
Messenger RNA from Sinocyclocheilus grahami, 904 nucleotides. Its product is annotated as 28S ribosomal protein S36, mitochondrial-like. Gene Ontology annotation, biological process: 2-oxoglutarate metabolic process. The record is from RefSeq and is a predicted model, not a curated record. Gene Ontology annotation, molecular function: oxoglutarate dehydrogenase (succinyl-transferring) activity. The transcript is spliced from 5 exons. The coding region runs from base 101 to 442 and encodes 113 amino acids. Gene Ontology annotation, cellular component: oxoglutarate dehydrogenase complex. NCBI's taxonomy places the organism in Eukaryota, Metazoa, Chordata, Actinopteri, Cypriniformes, Cyprinidae.